AUGGACCGUCCGAACAAGUCGAGUGAAAACCAAGGUGUUAUAGAGCCUGAACCCAAAGAUUAUAUUCAAGAAGAACUACUUAACAGAAUGGAUAGAGUGGAAAAUAGGUUAGAAAAAUUCUACUCACGUCUCUCAGGAGUUGAUGGGCAAGUUGACUCUGUAGACAACCGCAUGGCUGUUGUCAUGAGAGAAAUUGACCUUCUCCAUGACAAACUGGAGGGGAAAGCCUCAAAACAAAUGGUUGGAGUCAUUGACUCUAGAUUUCAACUCUAUGCUGAAGUAAAAGAAUUCAACGCACUUAAAUAAAACCUGACUUGAUUUUGCUAAGAAGGAAAAGGUUGCAGAAUGCGAGCAGAAAAUUGACACACUACAAGAAUCUAUUAAGGAGUGUGCCAAGACAUCAGAGGUCUACGAUACUAAAGAGUACAUCAUGAACUUUUUCAAGAAGGAAUUCAAAGAAUGUGUUAAAAAGAGGGAAUUACACACCUCUCAAACUGCUAUCAACAAGGCUAUCGAGAAGCUAAGAGUUGAAAUUAAGGAAGAGAUGUCAGUCUUUGAUACUUUCAAGAAAAACUUAGACUUGUUUAAACGUAAUCUCAAGGAGGAUAAACUUGACCUUGAGGCUAAAAUAAAUACUGUCUGGGAUAACUUCAACAAUUACUGUGAUUUCAAUCAUUUUGACAAUUACAAAGCCAGUAUUAAGCCAAUGCUCAGAGCUUGUGAGCUGAGAGUUGACAAAUACGGUGUUGAAAACGAGAAAUGUGUCAAGAUAAUUCAGAGAUUUGAUGAGGUUUUAUGCCAAAAAGCCUCUAAAUUUAACUUUGGCCAACUUGAAAAAGACAUGAAAAACUAUCUUAAAGCUGAAGAAUUUAAUGAGAAAUUUCUUGAAGUUAAGAAAGAAUUGAGAAAUUUUGAGGUGGAAAGGAUGAAAUUCAAUUCCAAAAUCGAUGAAAUCGGCUCAAGUGUCAAACAAAUGAUCGCCAAUAGUAUCAUAAAAAUAUCCAAAGAAGCCAAAAAUCAACUGAUAGACGCCUUAGGAGGAAAACCUGUAGAGCCAGGAGAACUGAUAUCUCUACUCAAACUCAAAGCAAAUGUUGAAGUUGUUGAAGACAUUCAAAUCAAUAAAGCAGAUAAGGCUCAAAUAGAGUCAACUACAUCUGUUCUUGAGAUAUUCCAUAGCCAGAUUACCCAUUUGUGUAUGAUCUUAAAGGAUUUCCUGAAGCUUCACAUCUCUCAAAUGACAAAGGAAGAUCAGGCCACUAAGAAGAAAAUAGAUUAUUAUUACAAAUACGCAUGAACUUUGUCCAAAUGGAUCAGAACAAACGAGGAGCAGGAAGCUUUCAAGGCUCAAGAGGAGGAGUCACCAAGAGAGGUCAAGAGGAGUGCCACUGAAAACAAGGAUCGAAUUGAUAAUUUCUUGUUUAAAUCCACCUCUAAUAAGCCAAUCCAUAUUAGACCACUUACCUCAACCUCGAAUAGGAAGGAAGAUAAUAUCAAAUAUGAUUCUACUGAGAAGAUAUCUACAGAUAACCUCGAUCUCUCAAUCUUUGAGGAUAUGAAAAAGAGAAGGCUACAAUCAGCCUCAAGUCGAAGAAUCUCUCUUGAAAGAGUGAGAAACCAAGAUAGGGACCUUAAAAUAAGCAUCAAUAGAGACCCAAGAGACCUUGGGCAUCACAAUUCACUUAUGGAUACCAUGGGGAACCAAAUUCCUGAAAGUCAGCCUGUUAAAAUUAAGGCCAACACUAGUUUUAACCCAGUGAAUUUCACCAAAAUAUAAAAGCUCAACGUAUUUCCCAGAAAGGACGUAAGAUCAUGACUACAAAUGUUAAAAAAUUCAAUCAUUCAAGGCUGAGCUACACAAGCAAGAACACCACGAUGAGGUAUAAGAAGAGGACUAGCCCUAGUCCUAGUUCAUUAAUGUAGAUAAAUUAUUAGUAAACUUUUCUCAACUGCA
Messenger RNA from Moneuplotes crassus, 1954 nucleotides. The record is from the annotation of a GenBank genome assembly. NCBI's taxonomy places the organism in Eukaryota, Ciliophora, Spirotrichea, Euplotida, Euplotidae.